AUGUUUCCAAAAUUAUUGAAUCCUAUCUAUGAUAUGGAUUUAACCGAAAAAAAUAAAUAUCAAAAAGAUCUUAUGUUUUUGGAUUUAUAAGGACUGAAAAUAUAGAGACCUGCUCAACCACUAUUUAAUCAGCAAAUAACAGAUAAAAAUUAAUAAAAAAAUGACCCUUCAAUAUUAAGAUUGAAACAUGAGAGAUUUUAUAAUAGUUCAGUUCCAUCUUUACCACCAUUAUACAUAAUUAGGCCAAUUAGAAAGGAUGGAAAAGGUCGAGGUUAUAUUAAAGCAUAAUUUAUAAAAAAUUAGUUUGAAAAUUAUGAAAAGCUAUUUCAAAGCUGA
This is a messenger RNA of Paramecium pentaurelia, 336 nucleotides long. The record is from the annotation of a GenBank genome assembly. NCBI's taxonomy places the organism in Eukaryota, Ciliophora, Oligohymenophorea, Peniculida, Parameciidae.